This is a messenger RNA of Coprinopsis cinerea okayama7#130, 1725 nucleotides long. RefSeq names its product signal recognition particle protein. Gene Ontology annotation, molecular function: 7S RNA binding; GTP binding; GTPase activity. Gene Ontology annotation, cellular component: cytosol; signal recognition particle, endoplasmic reticulum targeting. The record is from RefSeq and is a predicted model, not a curated record. Lineage: Eukaryota; Fungi; Basidiomycota; Agaricomycetes; Agaricales; Psathyrellaceae. Bases 1 to 1725 code for a protein of 574 amino acids. The transcript is spliced from 4 exons. Gene Ontology annotation, biological process: SRP-dependent cotranslational protein targeting to membrane, translocation; SRP-dependent cotranslational protein targeting to membrane.
AUGGUUUUAGCAGAUCUAGGUCGAAAACUCAAUUCAGCACUUUCUUCACUCAACAGGGCGCCAGUAAUCGAUGAGAAGGUCCUCGAUGCGACUCUCAAAGAAAUCACCGCUGCUCUGCUGGAGUCCGAUGUCAACGUCAAACUCGUUGCAUCGCUGAGGCAAAAGGUCAAGGCCAAAGUAAAGGCUGCUCUCGACGGCCAGGGCGAGAAGAAGGAACCGAGCAACAAGAAGCAUUUGAUCCAGAAGGCUGUCUUCGAUGAACUCGUAGCCUUGGUAGACCCGGGUGUCGAACCCUACAAACCCGUCAAGGGUCGCACCAACGUCAUCAUGGCCGUCGGUCUACAGGGUAACGGCAAAACCACGACAUGUACCAAGCUCGCCGCCUACUACCAGAAACGUGGAUUCAAAUCCGCCAUCGUUUGCGCGGACACUUUCCGUGCUGGUGCCUUCGACCAAACUCGCCAAUCAUGUACCAAAGCCAAAAUUGCUUACUUUGGUAGCUACACCGAAACCAACCCGGUCUCUAUCGCCCAACAAGGUGUCCAGAAGUUUAAGAAGGAGAGGUUCGAGGUGGUGAUCGUGGAUACCAGUGGGCGGCAUAAACAGGAGAGGGAGCUGUUUGGAGAGAUGAUAGAGAUCAGCGAGGCGGUGAAGCCAGACAUGACGGUGCUCGUUUUGGAUGCGAGUAUUGGUCAAGCUGCGGAAGGACAGGCGAAGGCCUUCAAGGAAUCGGCAGACUUUGGCGCGAUCAUUGUCACCAAGAUGGAUGGUCAUGCCAAAGGAGGAGGAGCUAUCUCGGCUGUGGCGGCCACCAAAACACCAAUCAUCUUCCUGGGUGUAGGAGAACAUCUACACGAUCUUGACAGGUUCUCUCCUCAACCUUUCAUUUCAAAACUACUCGGACUUGGCGAUGUUCAGGGACUCAUGGAACACAUGCAAGAUCUGGCGACACAGAACCCUGACAAACAGAAAGAAAUGGCGAAGAAACUCGAAGAGGGAAAGCUUUCGAUCCGAGACUGGCGCGAACAAAUACAGAACGUGAUGAACAUGGGUCCGAUAAGCAAGAUUGCGAGCAUGAUCCCCGGAUUGCCGCAGGAGUUGCUGCAAGGAUCGGACGAAGAAGGCAGUAUGAGGAUGAAGAGGAUGAUUUACAUCACGGACAGCAUGACCGCAAGCGAACUGGAUUCCGAUGGGUCACCAUUUCUACUCACAGGAAAGGACGGCAAACCAACCGGCCUCACUUGGAGGGUCACCCGCGUGGCGAAGGGCAGUGGUACUAGCGUUCGGGAAGUGGAGGAACUGCUAUGUCAGUACCGGAUGAUGGCGAAUAUGGCGAAACAGGCUGGCGGCAAGAACGGCUGGCUAAGUGCGAUGCAGAAGAUGCAGCAGGCUGCUGGUGGUAAAGGACGUGGACUUAAUGGCAUGCCUACGCCACAGCAGAUUCAAGCAAUGCAGCGUGCGAUGCCGCCCGGUAUGUUGCAGCAGAUGCAGAGACAGCUUCGCAGUGGUGGCGGUAUGCAGGAGAUGAUGAAAGCCAUGAUGCAGGGACAAGGAGGCGAUCAGUUCGAUAUCGAGGAAAUGCAAAGAAUGAUGGCACAAAUGGGUGGCGGAGGGCUAGGGGGAUUGGGUGGAUUGGGUGGUCUCGGAGGAUUGGGGGGACUGGGCGGCAUGCCUAACAUGGCGGAUAUGUUUGGAAAGAUGAUGGGCGGGAUGGGUGGCCGAUAA